AUGCGGACGGAGCUCCCGGAGACAGCUGGUGCCAUGCGGCUUGCCGGCCUGGAGGUGGCCGACUGCUUGCAGGAGAUGACGGGGCUCAGCCAGGACCUGGGGGACGGGCUGCGCGCCUCUGCACGGGCGGUGACUGCCGCAGAGCAUGGAGUCCGUCAGGGGGUGGAGAGCGCAACCUCGACCCUCACCGACGUGGUGCUGCCAGCCGUGCGGCGAGCCGCCCCGGCUGUCCAGGACACUGUGCAAGCGGCACUGAGCGAGCGGGCGGAGCUGCCAAGCACCCUGGAGGCACUGCGUGCCAGCGUGGCGCAGCUGACGGUGGCCAGUCGGAACGCUCGCACAGGGCUGUCGGUGGUCAGUGCCGUGGGCGCUGUGCGAGCUGCUUCCGAAACUCUGGCAGCGGUUGCAGGGACGGCGCGGCGGCAGAAUGGCGCGGCAUGA
Auxenochlorella protothecoides is the source of this 441-nucleotide messenger RNA. RefSeq lists its product as hypothetical. The coding region runs from base 1 to 441 and encodes 146 amino acids. The transcript is spliced from 3 exons. NCBI's taxonomy places the organism in Eukaryota, Viridiplantae, Chlorophyta, Trebouxiophyceae, Chlorellales, Chlorellaceae. The record is from RefSeq and is a predicted model, not a curated record.